Molecule: messenger RNA, 5778 nt
Organism: Neospora caninum
Lineage: Eukaryota; Apicomplexa; Conoidasida; Eucoccidiorida; Sarcocystidae
Exons: 15
Coding region: 1-5778 (1925 amino acids)
Cellular component (GO): plasma membrane
Molecular function (GO): calcium-activated cation channel activity
Source: RefSeq, a predicted model, not a curated record
AUGCGUGGAUCUUUGAGAUGGAUCGACUGCGACCGCUUGAUGCUCCCCGCUGCUGCGCGCGCGCUCACGCUGCCGGAAGGACACGCAACGCCUGGCGAGGAAACUGGGAGACGCCCCGGACUUGUGGGCGAGGACGGUCGAAACGCGCGAGAGGGAAUGAAACGCCCAGAUCUCGGGGAUAACGCUUCGACAGCGGCAGGGAUCGUCUCGCCUGCGAGUCGCGUCUCCUCCCAACCGGCGCCUAAGGUCUUCUCUGCACUUUCUUUCUCGUCUGCUUUCGGCCCCGCUCCUCACCUGUCGGACGUCGUGUCCCAUGGAAACAGAGGCGACACGCAUGCGGCGCUCGACCUGAGCGGCAAAGACCGGCUUCUGCGAGCUCUCGCCGCUUCGCCGUGGACUCUCAACAGCUCAGAGGCAAGGACGCGGCGGCCACGAGAGCAAGAUGCGAUGCAGUCAGAAGGGGAAGUGAGGGAAGAAGCGGAAGAGCGCGAUGGUCCGCGGCACGUGCGAGGUUUUGCUUCGAUUGUUGAUCGGGCGUUUGCCCCCCAAAACGACAGAGACCAAGCGCGCGGGCACACCGCCCCGCGCUCCGCUGCUUCUUCCUUUGCUCGCGGCGACCAGGACGAUCCGUUCUUAGAGCUUGAGUUCCAAGAAAUCCGACGCGCGAGACAGCCUCCUCCCUUCGCCGUGUUCUCCGACGGGUUGCUGGCUCUGCCUGCGGACCCCCCUCACGCCCAGCAACACCCGUGGCGGGCCUCUUCUAACCGCUUGCCGCGCAUGCACGUCUCUGUGCACCACGCGCGGCGCCUCGAUCCCAUGUCUCCUUCGGCGCCUGCCGCUCCCGCGCCGUCUCGCUCGGAUUCCUUUCCCGUUUCGCGAGAAUAUCUCCUUGCCCACAGGCGCGAGACGACCGAUGCGUAUUCCGCGUCGAUAGACGAGAGCCAGUUCGUCAUUCUGGAUACCGAGCUGCGCGGUCUCUUCCUCACAGCCCUGUACGACGUCCUCCUGUUUCUUCUCGCUCUCUUGUGUUGGCUGCGCCUCCGGCGAUUCCGCGGAGACCAUCUCUGUCUCCCGCCGGACGUGCACGCGUCUCUCUCGCUUCGCCGCCCCGAGGGAGAUGCGCGACUCCCCUCUUUGCGCUCGACUGCGUCCGGCCAGCCUCCGUCGGCUGCCUCCAGUGCGCCUCCUCCACAGUCUCCUUUCGUCCCUUCGCCUUGCGGGGCGGAAUCGCGUGAGCCUGGAGCGUCUCGAGCGUUGCCGUUGGAGGACGUUGCGGGGGAGCCCUCGGGCGCGGCGGCUCGGGCGCCAGGCGAGGGAAGUGAGGAGGGCGGUCGCCAGCUCUCCGGUCAAAGAGCCGCGCUCCCUUCUCCCUUGAUGGAACCUUUUUGUCUGAAUCCGCCUCUCGCCGUCCCUCUUCUGUCUCCGCUGGAGCAGAAGCAAGCGGAGGAAGGAGAGAGUCGCGCAUCGACGGAAGACGUCCUGCCUAGGGCAGAGCCGAACUUCCAGAUGUCUCUGUCUCUCGCGUCUCCGUCCCCCGGCGCCACUGCGUCGCCGCGCGAAACGCAUGCACAGAGUCCCGCCGAGAGACCUUCUGCAUCCGCAGCGGCUCCACGGGAUGCAUCCGCGUUUUCGCCUCGCAGCCCUGAGGGGGACGGCCAAGCCCGCACGCGAAGCCCAGAGCCUCCAGUUGCUGCGUCGGGGCGCUUCUCCAGCGGCGCCUUCAGCUGCUGCUUCGCUGCGUGCCGCAGCGUGAAGGCCUGCUGCCGCUCGGUUUCCAGAACGUGCGGGGUUUUGAGAGACAUCUACCUCGCGAUGGAGAGUCCCGUGGCCUUGCUGCAUCGACGAGUGUGCACGGAAAAACGCCGAAGAAGAGAGAGAGACAACCCGCGCGCGAGAGAGCCGCACCAAGAACAGGCGCAGACGGUCUCGCCAGUACGCGACAAAGGCGAAGAAAGGGGAGGAAGAGGAGAAAGAAGAGAAAGAGAAGGAAGAGGAGAAAGAGAAGGAAGAGCCGGAGUUAACAGCGGCUCGUUUUAUGCACCUGGCGAGGACGGCUCGAAAGGCGAGGCGUGUGCAGAGUGCGAACCCGGAGAGGAGAAAGCCGAGACGAAAGGAAGCGGCGCGGGAGUGUCGGGGAGAAGAAGAAGCGCGAGCGGCCAAGGCGAUGAUGAUGGCCUGAGGAACACAGAAGGCGUUGCCGAAACUGCGAGAGAGAGAGGACGAAUGGAGACGACGAAAACGCCGGGCACCGCGUCUUCUUGGAGAGACAGCAGCUGGGUUUUCCCGGACUUUUGGCGCACCACGGAAGAUCGAAACGCCCUCGAUUUCGACUGCCUCAAAGGGGAUAUGGCCGCGUAUCUCCACUUCCUCAAAACGGCGAGGGCCUGCUGCCAAGCCAUCUGUAUCGCCUGUUUCCUGGUUCUGAUUCCGCUGUACGUGAUCGGCGAGAAACCUCACCGAGAGUUGUACACUUUCCUCGACAUGUGCACCGCCGUGGAUAAAUCGUCGAAAGCCGUUCUCUGGAGCAUAACGCGUGUCCGUUUUGUCGUUUUCCGCGCUUUCCACGUUUUUGCUGCGCUUUGCCUCCCUCGUUUCCCCGCCCCCGUCCAGCGGACUUCCGGCUGUCGCCUCGUUACCGAUUUUCUGCUGUCUGUGGCUUCUGCGUUGGUCUUCGAACGACAGGCCAUUCGCGCGCCGCUGCUGCCGUCGCGUUCCGCGGACGACUCUCGUCUGUCUUCUUUGCGGUUUUCGGGCGCCUCUGCGCGACACAGUCCGACCCAGAGGGUGAUCGGACGCCAGUCGCCGCUAAGUGUCCCCUGUCUCUCUCCCUUCGCUCCGCCUGCGGGAUCAACGGACGUUUUUUCUUCUCUUCCUUGCGCCAAAACCGCCGGCGAUCGAGCAGGUUCAACCCUGGUGCGCCUCCCCUCGCCCGCGGGAACGCACCGCCCCGCGGGUCCCCCGACCCCGCGAGCGUUGUCCGGCUCCUCCCACGCCUCUCCGACUUCUGCUUUGUCUCCUGUCUCCUUCUUUGCUCCUCCUCGAGUCGCCUUCGACCCGGAGACUUUGGAGUCGAACCGCAUCUGGCUAGCCCCGCCCCAAGCGUUCGCUGUGAUGUUGACCUGCGUCGAUCGUCGCGUAGUCGACUCGCAGGCGUUCGCCUCGGCCUUCGUGGACCUCCACCAGCUCUACUGCAGUGUAUGUACAGCUGGGCGGAUGCGCCAGGUGCGUCUUCUCGACGAGGAACAGCGAAAGAACGCACGCGAAGGGCGGCGGCGGGGCACGGCCCCGGUCGGAACUGACGACUGGCCGCUGCUCCUUCAAGACGAAGCAAGGCGCGCCGGCGAGGCGCACGAGGCUAACGAGGCGGAACGCGCCGCUUCACGCCCCGUCCCAGAGGGGAAGCGCGACCGGAAAGCGAACCGCGGGAAACCGGCAGAUCGGAGAGUGCGCGAAGCAUCCGGCGGGAGCGGAGCGGCAAGACGCGCGACAGACGACAAAGAGCAGGGAAUUCAGUUCAGAGACUCUGUCCGCGCGAAAGCCUUGAGGCGGGCUCUGACCGCAGGAACUCUGGAAGCGGCCCGAUCGGACGCAGGUAGAGCGCCGCAGGAAGAGAGCGCUCCAGUGGAGGCAAGGCUGCGAAGCCACAGUCUGCAGAAAUCUCCGAGCAACCCUGAAGAACUCAGUCGCUUUGCGCAAACACGAGACCACGGAGAACAAGACACGUGCUGGGGAAGCGAUGAAGAAGAAGUCUGGUCCUGUUUUGUCCCAGGCACUUUUUCCUGGAAAUGCUCAUGCGUCGUCAAAGUGAGACUCGUCAUGCAAUGCGGAAAACUCACAUGCGUCGAUGAGAGUCUCCCUCGGAGAGAUCACGGCCUCCGUCCGCCUGUCGUCUCCGACAGACCUGUCUCUCCGAGCGCUCUCCGUCUGUCCCCAGAGACACCGCUGACUUCUUCGUCGUGUUUUUCGCAUUGCCGCGGGAGGCCUCCGUCUCCGCAUCUCGCGCUCCCUUCCUCGACGCCUUCGGCCUCUCAGCCUGAGCAAGACAAUCGCGGCUCUGCGCAGGUAGCUGUGCCGCCUUCGCCGUGCUAUGCUUCUUCUUCGCGAGGCAGCGGACGGCUGCCGCCUGCGCUUCUCUCGCCUUCCUCGCUCUUCCUGCAUCACCAGCGCUCCACGUCCUGGACUCAAGACGAAAACCGGUUCUUCGAUGGCGAGGAUUCGCAGGAGGCUCCCGUCAUCUUCACCCCUGCCGCCCGCAAGCAGGCGGAGACGGGGCGGGGCCGAGGGGACACGGGCGCCGAAACGGACGGAGGCGAGGGCGAGGAAGACGAAGGUGCGCGAGGCGGCGCCUCCGCAGGGUGCUGUGGCCGGCGGAGACGCGGCGAGAGAGGUCGUGUCGACGACGACAGGCCGAGACAACUCGCUCUCCACAGGCCGAGCAGGCGGCCGCCGUGUCGACCCCUCGCGCCGUACCGUAACGCUGGAGUCGCGUUCGUCGUGUUCGACAAUCAGAUUUGCGUCAAGGAAACGCUGCAGACGCCCUCCGACAUCAACUGGGACAAUCUUCACAUUUCUCGUUUCAAUCAGGUAGAGUCCGAACCCGCCGCCGCUGUCGCUGCCGGUUCGUCUCGGCGCCCCGCUGGAGCGAAACGAGGGUGCCUUCGCUCUCUGUCGCGAAUAGUCGGACUUAACGCUCUCCUGGUCAUUCUCUGCGUCACCAUCAUCUCACCAGUGGCGAUUCUCAACGAGCUAACUCCGAUUGUCGAAUCGAUUGACGAACAACUCAUCGAGCAUCGCCUGACGCGGCUCACCAUCACAGCCUGGUUGCCGCCGUUGAUUUUGCUCCUCAUCAACAGCGUCGUCCAACCUCUCUUGAUUAGCUAUGUUGCUGCCGGCUCCGGGUACUGGCUCAAGUCAGUGGAGACGGCGUACACUGUCCACGGCAACAUCGUUUUCCAGAUUUUGAAUACGUUGGUCAUUCCUCUUCUCUCUCUUUCCUCCAUAGACUCUGUUCUGAGGAUCAUGUACACGAACGAAAUUCGCGACUGGUCCCUCAUCCUCGGCUUCACCCUCAUGCACUCUAGCGGGAGUUUCGCGCUCCGUUACCUCCUGAAUCUUACUUUCCUUGGAACGGCCAAUGAAAUGCUCCAGAUCUUCCCUCUCAUCAUGUCUCGGAUCGACACGUACUUCUACGGAUCGGCUGAAAGGAGGAAGUACCCUUUCGACAUUGGCUACGCGUACGCACAGGCACUCUCUGUUUUCACGCUCGUUCUCAUGUUCAGCGUGGUGGUCCCCUUGAUCUUGCCUUUGGGCAUCCUUUACUUUUGUUUCCGAUUCAAAGUGGACAAAUACAAUUACAUGUUCCACGUCUACGCCGACCUCGACUUCAACUCCAACGGACACCUCGCUGUGACUGCUAUCAAGUACAUGCUCUUUGCAGUCGCCUUCCUGCAAUUCGCCAUGGCAGGUUUCUUCGUCUCGCAGGACGACACCUGGAUGCCGGUGGCUGGGGGCUUCAUGCUGUUUAUUUCUCUCGUGAGUCAAGCAGAUGUCCUGGUUGACCCUUUCGUGCUACUCCAUCGUCCCGCCAGGGACGGUCAGUGCCAAAGAAGCCUCGCGCCUGAAGAACAGCGAAGGCGUCCAAGUGCUCCUCCCGCGGCAACGGCAAGAGCUCCGCGAGGCGUAUCGGCAGCCGUGUGGCGUCGCGUCGGUCUGUGUGUUUCUCGGGCGUUUUUCCCAGAAGCAAUGGGAAAAGUGAAUAGGGGCAUUCCCACACGAUGA